Messenger RNA from Capsaspora owczarzaki ATCC 30864, 468 nucleotides. RefSeq lists its product as hypothetical. The annotation marks the transcript as partial. NCBI's taxonomy places the organism in Eukaryota, Filasterea, Ministeriida, Capsasporidae. The transcript has a single exon. The record is from RefSeq and is a predicted model, not a curated record.
GGUGGUUUUUUUUUUUUUUUUUUUUAUGGUUGGAAUUGCCACCAAAGUGCGCCUCGAACGCAUCUGACCAACGCAAGCCUAGUCCCGCUCGAAGAUUGGCUCCGGUGGAACCCGCGCUUCAACGAUUCGACCUGUGUGCGCCUGGGAAGGAAGACUCGUUGUUCCGUCCAUCACGGUGGCAGAGUCCGAUUGCGCAAACCCUUUUCCACUUUGUUCGACCCGCGCCCGCUGUCCAAGGCCGAAGGAGCAACCUGGCAAAAGGAGGAAGGCGCAUCGAGUCGAGUUUGGUGCUUGUUUGCGAGAUCUCGUGCACGGGCUGUCCGGACGUUCGUGGUUUGUUCCAUCGGCACGCACGACCAAAAUUUCCCACAGUUCGAGCACGCAGCUGCAUUGUUUUCAUCACGAGCAAAACAGAGGCCCACGCUGUCCUCCCAUACAUCACCACAACGGAUGGCUGACAUUGAGUAG